AUGGAAUUGCUAAAUUCACACCCCUUUUCCUUAGAUUCACACCCUUCCUUCAAAAUCUUAUAUGUACAAGGUACGCAAUCGCCGUUGGACAAAGACGAGUACUUUCUCUGCCACUUGGCUACGGGCGACAUCUUGCGCGCUGCUGUAGCUGCUGGCACCGACAUAGGCAAAAAGGUCAAAUCUGCGAUGGAGUCGGGCGCACUUGUGACCGAAGAGAUUGUCGUCGGUAUUAUUAAGAACGCCAUCAAGAGUUCGGAAUGCCGUCGUGGCUUUAUUCUUGACGACUUCCCACGAACGGUCGUGCAGGCCAAAAGCUCGACGAAAAGUUGA
Peronospora matthiolae is the source of this 330-nucleotide messenger RNA. The record is from the annotation of a GenBank genome assembly. NCBI's taxonomy places the organism in Eukaryota, Oomycota, Peronosporomycetes, Peronosporales, Peronosporaceae.